AUGUUGAAUUUGUCUUUUAAUAUGCUACAUGGACAAGUUCCCAUACAAGGAGUGUUUCGAAAUUCAAGUGCAAUUUCAAUUGUUAGAAAUAAUGAUCUAUGUGGAGGUAUUGCAACAUUACACCUUCCUCCUUGUUCAUCCUCCAACCCCAGUAAGAAUUACCUUUCUCACAGGAUGAAAGUGAUCCCACUGGUGGUUGGUAUUGUGAUAUUUUUAUCUUUGUUAGUUAGCUUCUUUAUAUUUCUUCAACGGUGUCGUGUUUCAAAAAAGAAGACCUCUAGCACGCCAUCAAUCAAAGAUCAAUUUUUGAGGGUUUCUUAUGCAGAGCUUCUCAAAGCCACUGAUGGAUUCUCAGAGGCUAAUCUAAUUGGUGUUGGGAGCUAUGCUUCAGUUUACAAAGGGAUUCUUGAUCAUAUUCAGAUGGUUGUUGCAGUGAAAGUACUCAAUCUUCAAACUAGAGGAGUUUCUAAGAGCUUCAUAUCAGAAUGCAAGGCACUAAGAGCCAUAAGGCACCGAAAUCUAUUGAAAAUUUUGAGCGUUUGUUCUAGUGUAGAUUUUCAUGGUAAUGAAUUCAAAGCUCUGGUAUAUGAAUUUAUGGCCAAUGGAAACUUGUACAAUUGGUUGCAUCAAGCUGGAGUUGGAGACCAUGAGCAACUAGAAGAGCCUAGAAAUCUUAAACUAAUCCAGAAGGUGGACAUUUCCAUUGGUAUUGCCUCUGCACUUGAGUAUCUUCAUUGUGGUUAUGAGUCGACAAUUAUUCAUGGUGAUCUAAAGCCAAGUAAUGUUCUUUUGGAUGAUGAGAUGACGGCCCAUAUUGGAGAUUUCGGGUUAGCGAAAAUUAUUUCUACCGUUUCAAGUGAUGAGGCACAAGGUCAAAGCAAUUCAAUUGCAAUAAGGGGAACCAUAGGCUAUGUUGCUCCAGAUUCCAUGCCAUUUAUGAAUGCUCCCAAUGUGUGCUUCCACCUCCUCACUAUUAAGAAACAAAGUACUAAGUUUAUUUUCAUUAAUGUGGGCAUGCUUAAUCUCAAUGUAAAUAUUGCUAUUCAAUUUCAAGUUUACUUUGUUUAA
Molecule: messenger RNA, 1068 nt
Organism: Camellia sinensis
Lineage: Eukaryota; Viridiplantae; Streptophyta; Magnoliopsida; Ericales; Theaceae
Source: RefSeq, a predicted model, not a curated record